GUUUGUGUGGUGUUGGUGGCGGUGGAGCUGCAAGCAGUGAAGAGGAGGAGGAGGAGGAAGGGGGGGAUAAACACAGUGAUGGAGAGUGAGUGAGGGGGAGCGAAAGGGGGGAGGAGCGGAGAGAUGAUUCCUCUCUCUAAUCCUCUAGACACACGCUCGGUCUGGCUGCCUACUGGCUCAGUGAGAGAGGGAUAGAGAGAGAGAGAGAGACGGAGGCAGGUGGGAAGGAAAAAAUAAGAUGAAGGGAAAAGAAGAAAGGAGAGCUGCCUCUCGUAAACCACGCUGAGAGAAAAACAGCGAGAGAGGGGGAGAGGAACGAGGAGGACUGGAGAAACCGGCGACUCUUCGUGCAGAGGGAAGGAGACAGAGCAGCACGAAGAAGGAGGUGGAGGAGGGUGAUGCUUCAGUCCAGCGCUGCUUGAACCAAACCAGAAGAGAAAGAGAGGAGCAACAGAGAGAAGGUUAAGGAAUCCAUCAAGAAAAUAGCUGGAAGAGAGAACAAAAAAAAGAAAAGAGGAAGAAACAAAGAGGAUGGAGGAGCAGAGAACGAGCAGAGACACAGACCCCUUCCUCAGGCUCACAUGAGCAUAUGGACCUGAGUUACUACAAGAUGCUGUCAAAGAAGCAGUGUGAAGGCGGAGUAUUAGUGCGUGAGUGAUGGAUGUCCAUUUGCACAAACUACGGCUGCUCCUGGAAGCUCAGUAGAAGUAGAUGAGUGCUGUGUGUUGGACCAGGUGCGUGUGUGUCAGUGUUUAGAAGGUGUACAGGGUCAGGUGCAUCCGCAGGAGGGAAACAACAAGAGAGGGGGUUGAAAGACACGCUCACCUGAGCAGGUGCAUGGACAGCAAAUUACACACACAGCUAGCACAUAGGCGAGCUUCAGUCCAACCAUCUCAGGUGCAGAUCAAAGUGUGUGUGUGUGUGUGUGUGUGUGUGUGCACCUUAAAAAAGGUCACUGCAGCGACAAUGAAACACCACUGAGCUUCUUCACAGCUGCUUUUGACUCCUCUUUUACACCGAACACCUGAAGCCACUCCCUACCUCAACUCAACCCAACAACUUGACUCCGGCACUGGUGCCCUGCUGACUGGGAAGCCCCUACCUGAUUUACUGUGUCCAUUGAAUGCCCCUAAUUCCAACCAUGGGAGAAUGGACCAUCCUAGAGCGCCUCCUGGAGGCCGCCGUGCAGCAACACUCUACUAUGAUCGGAAGGAUCCUGCUAACGGUAGUGGUCAUCUUCCGUAUCCUGAUCGUGGCAAUCGUUGGGGAGACAGUCUAUGAGGAUGAGCAGACCAUGUUCAUCUGCAACACCCUGCAGCCUGGCUGCAACCAGGCCUGCUACGACAAGGCCUUCCCCAUUUCCCACAUCCGCUACUGGGUCUUUCAGAUCAUACUUGUGUGUACCCCCAGCCUCUGCUUUAUCACUUACUCUGUCCACCAGUCGGCCAAACAGAAAGACCGGCGCUACUCCUUUCUCUAUCCCAUAAUGGAGAGGGACUACGGGGGAAGGGAUGGGACUCGAAAACUCCGCAACAUCAAUGGAAUUCUUGUUCAACAUGGCGGUGAUAGCGGAGGAGGAAAGGAAGAACCUGACUGCCUGGAGGUGAAGGAGAUCCCCAACGCCCCGCGGGGCCUCACCCAUGGGAAGAGCUCCAAGGUUCGCCGGCAAGAAGGGAUCUCCCGUUUUUACAUCAUUCAAGUGGUGUUUAGAAAUGCACUGGAGAUUGGCUUCUUGGCGGGCCAAUACUUCCUUUACGGCUUUAGUGUGCCUGGGAUUUUCGAGUGCGACCGCUACCCAUGUCUGAAGGAGGUGGAGUGCUACGUGUCCCGCCCCACGGAAAAAACGGUUUUCCUGGUGUUCAUGUUUGCGGUGAGCGGCAUCUGCGUAGUGCUCAACCUGGCUGAGCUCAACCAUUUGGGCUGGCGCAAGAUUAAGGCCGCCAUCAGGGGCGUCCAGGCCCGCAGGAAGUCUAUCUGCGAGAUCAGGAAGAAAGACAUGGCACAUCUUUCCCAGCCACCCAACCUGGGACGCACACAGUCCAGUGAAUCAGCCUACGUCUGAUGAUGAAGAGACGAAAAAGCACAGGAGUGGGAUGAAUGUGCAAGAGAGAGAGUAAAUUAAUUAUGAUUUUAAUUUAAUGAAGAUGGUAUGGAGGUCAACAAGAUGACCCCCUCCUCUGUGGUGAUGGAAUGAAACAGAAUGUAAAAAAGACCAAACUUAUGCUCUAUGGCUUCAACUGAAAGUCAAAGCCAAAGAGUAGAAGAAGAAAACAAUUAAAAAGAUUAGAGAGAUGAAUAUGAUGUACACCAUUUGGUCUCAUGGGGGGGUGUACUCCAACUGCCAUUUUAUACUUUUGUCUUUUUUAAACUAACCUAACCUUCUCCUCUGCUCCUCAUUUCUUUCAAAGUGAGGAACUGAGUCCUUCAGGGAGGGGGGCUAGAGGGGGAAGGACUAAAGGUGAGAAGAAAAGGGGAAAGGAGAUGAGAACAGCUGUAUUCUUUGUAUUUUUGGGGAUUUUGGAAGAUGACAACAGUGUUUGAUGCAUCCCACUGUGCUCUUCUUCUGGACUGUGUCAGCGUCAAUGAAAACAAGAGGACAGGAUAGGGGAUGGGGAUGGGGAGGACUAACAGCAACAUCAUUAAAAGAGAAACGGAAGAACUGUCAAAGCCAUGACGAACUCUAGGGAAUGAAGGUGGGAGACAUCAUACUUUAAAAAAACAAACAUAUUAUAUACCCGAGGAGGAGGGAAAGAAGAGAGGAAUGCUUUCACUCCUAGGCUGGAGACUCGAGGUAGACCGAAGCCAAGUGAGAAAAGAGCUGCCUCUGAGCAGUGUCAGCUGGAACAUUGUCACAAGCCAAAACCAAGAGAAAAUGACUGACGAUGUUUAUGUUUUGUCUCUUGGCAAAAGAUGAUUUUAACACAAACACAGCGAGUACCAUCAACACUUUUUUUUUUCAUUCCUCCCCCCUAUCUCUCGCUCUCUCUGCUCCACUGUUGGCAGCUAUAUAGACCCCAGGCUCUUGGAUGAGAGUAAUGACCCUCGCUGCUCUCCUUCUGCAUAAACUUAGGAGGGGAACUAAUGAACAAGUGGACAAACGGUGUGUGAACUUCAGUCUCUCCUAAAGCACAAACCAAACUUCCCUCCUUCCAGCAUUCCAGCGUGCUGAGAGACGAUGGAGAGACAGAAAGAGAGGAGCAGAGAGGAAAGGCAGCGAGAGCCUGCAGAGGAGGGGAACAGAUCACUUUAUUACAACUUUAAAUACAUUUUAUAAAAUAUAUCACCAUGAUUUUUUUUUUCUUUUGAGAAAGCAAUGGUGCCAUCCUCGAGAUAUUUAACUAUUGUUAAAAAAGUUACAUAGAGUAUAUCGUGGUAAUAUUAUUUAUCCAUUUAGAAUAUAUCCAAAUAGAUUUAUUUAUCUUUGCGGGGGGGUUCAUUGGGACAUCAUAUUGCUGUUUUUCAAAUGUAUAAACUGUCUGUCUUUUUUUUUUCUUUUUUUUUUGUUAGUUUAAAGCAUUUCUCACUGAUGGAACUGAUUCAUGACAUGUACAGGGGGUGGGAAGGGACAAGUUUGUGAGCUUUGUUUUGAAAUGCUUCGAAGCUGUGCAGCUGUGCGGGAAACCUUACCAUUACCUUGCAAUUGUUUCUUAAUUGCAUUCAAAAUGUAGAACAGUGCAGCCUUGGUUUUCUUCCAAAUCAGCUGCACAGCUUCAGGCAACCAAGAGGCCUGUGAGCCACUUGAAAAAGGCAUGUUUACAUGAUGCGAUGUUUCUUGAAUGAUCAAGCUAUGUAACCGACGAGUAGGUACAGUUGUGUUUUUGAAUCUCAGUGUUUUUUUUGUUUUUUUUCAUUUUGCAUUUCUUUCCUGACUGGAUUUCAACAUGCAUGCCUUGUAAGAGAAAAAGAAUGACACGAAAGAAAAAGAUAAAGAUGACGGAGAGUGUUGCACCUUGAUUAAUGCGAACGACUGGGAGAGUGGCUGACUGAAGGAACUCAUCGUUGGACACAUUUACACAUAUACAAGUGCAUAAUUUAAAACAGGGAGCUACCACACUGCGAGCCUGUGAAACCAGACAUA
Molecule: messenger RNA, 4078 nt
Organism: Larimichthys crocea (large yellow croaker)
Lineage: Eukaryota; Metazoa; Chordata; Actinopteri; Sciaenidae
Gene: gjd1b
Product: gap junction protein delta 1b
Exons: 2
Coding region: 1124-2062 (312 amino acids)
Biological process (GO): cell-cell signaling
Cellular component (GO): connexin complex
Molecular function (GO): gap junction channel activity
Source: RefSeq, a predicted model, not a curated record